Messenger RNA from Aphis gossypii (cotton aphid), 1053 nucleotides. RefSeq names its product grpE protein homolog 1, mitochondrial (gene Roe1). The coding region runs from base 273 to 941 and encodes 222 amino acids. Gene Ontology annotation, biological process: protein import into mitochondrial matrix; protein folding. The transcript has 7 exons. Gene Ontology annotation, molecular function: protein homodimerization activity; protein-folding chaperone binding; adenyl-nucleotide exchange factor activity. NCBI's taxonomy places the organism in Eukaryota, Metazoa, Arthropoda, Insecta, Hemiptera, Aphididae. Gene Ontology annotation, cellular component: PAM complex, Tim23 associated import motor. The record is from RefSeq and is a predicted model, not a curated record.
ACCAAGUGAGUAACAAAAAUGCGGUAUAAGGUCUUUGGAUAUUAUACUUAUUAUAGCCCCGAAAUACGUUUUGUGAUUAUACAAUAAUAUUACACAAGAUUAUGUGAUCCGGUCUCCGAGAUGUAUGUAAAAACCGCAUGCUGAUUGGCGAUCCCAGAAUUAUUGAAGUCCGACGUCUACUCUAAUUUUUAUACUUCGAGAUCUGAAACUUUAUUCUUUGAAAAUAAUAAUUUAGUUUUACCUUAUAAUUACAUAAUAAUUUUGCGACCAAAAUGACUUCAAUUAUAAAUUAUCCAUUCCGCGUGUGUAGAUCUAUCUUGAGUAGUUCUUUGGCAACUGAAUGUCGGAUAAAUAGUGCUAUAGGCUAUAACAUUAUUCAUCGUAAAGUAUCAGAUGCUGCAGCUGAUAAUGCUAAAGAACCUCUAAAAGAAAGUAAAGAAAAAAUUGAUAUCGAAGCCCUUGUAAAACAAAAUGAAGAUUUACUUGAAGAAAAUAAAAAUUUAACAGAUAAAGUAAGAAGAUAUUUAGCAGAGACAGAAAACAUACGUAAACGUACAAUUAAAGAAACGGCUGAUGCUAAAAUUUAUGCAAUUCAAGGAUUUUGUAAAGAUUUACUUGAUGUUGCAGACAGUUUAAGUAAAGCUACUGAGUGUGUACCUAAAGAAGAAGUGAGUGAUAGUAAUCCACAUUUGAAGCAUUUAUAUGAAGGCUUGGUGACUACCGAAUCACAAUUACAAACAAUUUUCCAGAGACAUGGGUUAAUGUCAAUAAAUCCUUUAAACGAAAAAUUUGAUCCCAAUUCGCACAAAGCUUUAUUUGAACAGGUAGUUGAAGGUAAAGAAGGAGGUAUAGUCGUUGUAGUUUCUCAAAUUGGAUAUAAAUUACAUGACCGUAUCGUUCGAGCAGCUGCUGUUGGAAUCAGCAAGGAUCCAAAUCAAUAAAAAUCUGUAGUUUUAAAAUUUAAUUAUUUGUUGUGAAAAUCAUUUAGAAUUAAAAUUGAUACAUAGCCCACAGUAAAUUAAUAAAUAAUAUGUGAUAUAUUUUUCCAAACAA